This is a messenger RNA of Purpureocillium lilacinum, 744 nucleotides long. Its product is annotated as mRNA turnover and ribosome assembly protein. NCBI's taxonomy places the organism in Eukaryota, Fungi, Ascomycota, Sordariomycetes, Hypocreales, Ophiocordycipitaceae. The record is from RefSeq and is a predicted model, not a curated record. Gene Ontology annotation, cellular component: nucleolus; preribosome, large subunit precursor. Gene Ontology annotation, biological process: ribosomal large subunit biogenesis; ribosomal large subunit assembly; nuclear-transcribed mRNA catabolic process. Gene Ontology annotation, molecular function: RNA binding.
AUGCCCAAGUCCAAGCGCGCCAAGGUCUACCACCUCACGCAAGUCUCCAAGAAGACGCGCGAGCAAAAGGACAAGCUCUUCCAGAAUAUCCGCGAUGCCGUCCCCGAGUACCAGCACUGCUUCGUCUUCAGCGUCGACAACAUGCGCAACAACUACCUCAAGGACGUCCGCCGCGACCUCGCCGACAGCCGCCUCUUCUUCGGCAAGACCAAGCUCAUGAGCAAGGCCCUCGGCCAGUCCCCCGCCGAGGCCGUCGCCCCGGGCAUCGAGGACCUGACCCAGUACCUCGCCGGCACCGUCGGCCUGCUGCUCACCAACCGCCCCGCCCAGGCCGUCCUCGAGUACUUUGAGGGCCUGACAAAGGUCGACUUUGCCCGCGCCGGCGUCACCGCCAACAGGUCCUUCACCAUCCCCCCCGGCGUCGUCUACGCCACCGCCGGCGAGGUCCCCGCCGAGCACGACGUCGCCCUCGAGCACUCCAUCGAGCCCGAGCUGCGGCGGUUAGGCGUCCCCACCCGCAUGGUCAAGGGCAAGGUCGUCCUCGGCGACGAGAGCGGCGCCGGCGAGGGCUACGUCGUCUGCAAGGAGGGCGACGUCCUGGACUCGCGCCAGACGAGGCUGCUGAAGCUCUUCAGCGUCUGCCUCAGCGAGUUCCGCGUCAAGAUUGUUGCGUACUGGAGUUCGGCGACCGGCGAGGUUACAGAGGUAGAUCCCGCCGCCAUGGACGGUGUCGAGGAGGAAUGA